AUGGACGAAUACAUGGAGGACGUUGACGCGAGGGAGGAUGAGGAACAAGAAGAGGAAUAUGACGAAAAUGCAGACGAGGACUUCAACCCGGACAAGGCCACUGAAGACCCCGCUGGAUCCUCCUCCUCCGAGGACGAAGACGAAGCAGCUGUUGCAAAGCCUUUGCGAAAGACCAAGAAACGAAAGUCAGAGGUACCUCUAGAUGAAGACUUGGACUCUGGAGAUGAAGCCACAAUUAAAGCGUUGGCCCGCAAGAAACGGAAGAAACAAGAUGUCGAGGAUGAGGACAGCGCAGGAGAAGGCGGGUUUAUUAGGACCCGCGCGCAGAGGGUGGCAGAAAAGGAGGAGCGGAAACAUCGCAAACGGGCAAGAGAUGGAGAAGUCACAGUCGAUGUGGAUCAGCUCUGGGCGGAACUCAGCAGCGUACCUGUCGGUAGAACGGUGCUACCACCACCAGAGCCUGUUGAUGAAGAUAUGGAAGUCGACGUGGAUCAAGACAAGGAGAAUGCACCUGAAGCGUCGAGUGAGGAGAUGAUCACCAUAAGACGACGCAUCGAGUAUGCUGGAGAAGUCACAGAGGUCGAAGACCGGGUUCCUCGCGGCUCAAAGGAGGCGCAAAAGUAUCUUGCUGAACAUCCAGAGGCAGAUGGAGACAUGAAGCAGCUCGCAGCGGACCCCUCUGGGGUGCAACGGCCUCUCAAGCGACCGUCCAUGUUUGAGCCAAACCCCGGAGGACUAGUGAAGGGAGUUGCGCCUGAGAAGCUACGGCCGCGUGCCCCGAGYAGACUGGAUGUGCUCAUGGCCACCAAGAGAGCGGAAGAUAAGAAGAAUGCACAAAAGAUGAGCACGGUGCAGAAGAGCGCAUUGGAUUGGAGAGGUUACGUUGACCAGGAGGGUCUACGGGAGGAGUUGGAUGAGUAUGGUAAGAGUAGGGGAGGCUUCCUGGCGCGAGAGGCCUUUUUGGAUCGGGCGGCGGGGGCUCGUGAACAGGCUGCCAGGGAUGCGAGAUUGAAGCUAUGA
Molecule: messenger RNA, 1020 nt
Organism: Ramularia collo-cygni
Lineage: Eukaryota; Fungi; Ascomycota; Dothideomycetes; Mycosphaerellales; Mycosphaerellaceae
Exons: 2
Coding region: 1-1020 (339 amino acids)
Source: RefSeq, a predicted model, not a curated record